AUGUACUUCAUCUUUGCACAUCAUUCCGUGAUUCCGAUAACAAUCCGUCUCCGAAAGAAUACCCCUAUACCCAUCUCUGUAAACUACUAUUUCAUGUGCAAAUGCAACUACGAGUGCGGUUUCUGCUUCCAUACAGGUAAAACCUCUCAUAUACUCCCUCUUGAGGACUCCUUCCGCGGUUUGAAGCUCCUCAAAGAUGCUGGCAUGCGCAAAAUCAACUUUGCUGGUGGCGAACCGUUUCUCUACCCGAAAUACCUUGCAUCACUCAUCAUCUUCUGUGAGGAGGAGUUCCAACUCGAAUCUGUGUCGAUCAUCACAAAUGGCAGUCUAGUUACGGCGAGAUACCUUCGAGACUAUGGAAAACACAUUGAUAUCCUGGGUGUAUCGUGUGACUCCUUCAUUGAGGCAACGAAUAUCAAGAUUGGCCGCCCCCAGGGUGGGCAUAUUGACAAGUUCCAGAACGUCUCACGUCUCUGCCGGGAAUUCGGGAUCAAGUUCAAACUGAACACGGUGGUCAACCGGUAUAACAUUAAUGAAGAUAUGAAUGAGCACAUUGAGGCCAUUGCUCCGUUCCGGUGGAAGUGUUUCCAGGUGCUCGUUGUGGAUGGCGAGAACAACUCGGAAAGCACGCUCCGUGACGCAAUGAGGCAUCACAAAUCCUUUAUUCCUGAACCGAACGAUGUCAUGAUGAGCUUUUAUCUCUUGUUGGAUGAGUACAUGCGAUUCUUGGAUAAGAAUGUCAACCUGCAGAGCGAUUCUAUCUUAGAUGUAGGAGUGGCCGAGGCUUUGUCGACAAUCAGGUGGGAUGAGGAGAACUUUUCAAAAAGAGGGGGCAUAUAUGAUUGGAGUAAGGAAAAGGACGCAGUGACUGGGGUGUGGCACAAGAAAUGA
Morchella sextelata is the source of this 891-nucleotide messenger RNA. RefSeq lists its product as uncharacterized. Gene Ontology annotation, molecular function: 4 iron, 4 sulfur cluster binding; catalytic activity. The coding region runs from base 1 to 891 and encodes 296 amino acids. The record is from RefSeq and is a predicted model, not a curated record. The transcript has 2 exons. NCBI's taxonomy places the organism in Eukaryota, Fungi, Ascomycota, Pezizomycetes, Pezizales, Morchellaceae.